Molecule: messenger RNA, 513 nt
Organism: Echinococcus granulosus
Lineage: Eukaryota; Metazoa; Platyhelminthes; Cestoda; Cyclophyllidea; Taeniidae
Exons: 2
Coding region: 1-513 (170 amino acids)
Source: RefSeq, a predicted model, not a curated record
AUGUGGGAUUGCGGAACACCGACAUUCUACGGUUACGGUCAAAGCACCGAGGCUACUCCGUGCUUUCAUGGCACCAGCGCCACUGUCACCGUCCCUAUCACUGCCGUAGGCGUCACUGUUGGUACGGAGCCCCCGAGGCUUCACGGCCCCACUGGCGGUAGUGGAGAGGGAUAUGCUGGAACAGCGAACUCAUUGGCAAACUUCUGUACCAAUAUCACCGAGACUGAUGACGCCCUGAAGCAGGUCCGCGGAGGCGGCUUCCUUGCAGAGUUCGAGAGAGAUGACGAGGAGAUGGUGGCAGAGGGGGACAGAGGAUCCUGCAGUACCAGUGGAGAUAUUAGUCCACUUGGCGAAACGGUGUGCUCCUUGGUAAAGACCACUCAGCUCAGUAACAAUGGAGUGGAUACCCUAGCUAAUGGAAUUGAGGCAACUGGUGCAUGGUUGGCAGCCAAAUCAACAAACCUUUGCCUUUAUAAGGGGAUUCCGCGAACUAGGUCCAUCUUUACAACUUAG